This is a messenger RNA of Procambarus clarkii (red swamp crayfish), 3368 nucleotides long. Lineage: Eukaryota; Metazoa; Arthropoda; Malacostraca; Decapoda; Cambaridae. The record is from RefSeq and is a predicted model, not a curated record.
AUGGUGGUUGCUGACGUCCAUGUGCCUGCUGAUGACGACGAUUGUGCUUCUGAUUUAUCUCCUGUUCUUUCUUCUGCGGAAGGUUCUCCGCAGUGGUGGGUGGUCGCUCCUCCGGACGUCGGUGGUGUGGGUGCAGGUGCGGGCCGCGACCUCGUGCUGGUGCUGAAGAAGGAUGCUCGGCGUGGGGGGUCCCUGCAGGUGAUACGUCCGGUGGAUGCCUGUCAAACAGAGAAAGUGACAGAGCGUUACCCGCGUGUAUAUGCAUAUAAUAUCCAAAACCGGAGCAAAAUCUUCCCGAAAACGCCACUACUGUUGCCGCACGGAGGACUCAAUGCUGAGUCCUCGCCGGACUUGCCCCUGUUUUACGGAGGACUCAAUGAUGAGUCCUCGCCGGACUUGCCCCUGUUUUACGGAGGACUCAAUGCUCCUCGCCGGACUUGCCCGUUUUACCGAGGACUCAAUGCUGAGUCCUCGCCGGACUUGCCCCUGUUUUACGGAGGACUCAAUGCUGAGUCCUCGCCGGACUUGCCCCUGUUUUACAGAGGACUCAAUGCUGAGUCCUCGCCGGACUUGCCCCUGUUUUACCGAGGACUCAAUGCUGAGUCCUCGCCGGACUUGCCCCUGUUUUACCGAGGACUCAAUGCUGAGUCCUCGCCGGACUUGCCCCUGUUUUACGGAGGACUCAAUGCUGAGUCCUCGCCGGACUUGCCCCUGUUUUACAGAGGACUCAAUGCUGAGUCCUCGCCGGACUUGCCCCUGUUUUACCGAGGACUCAAUGCUGAGUCCUCGCCAUUAAAAAUUUCCCCAACGAAGGCUGUUAUGAAAAUUGGAGCAACAGGCAGGAAGAGCAGCACACACACAUCGAAGAAGGAGCGCCAGAGGGAGCGCCAUGACGCCUACAUCAGCAAGCUCCGAGCCACCAAGGACGAGCCCCUGGCCCAGGCUCUCUCCUCCGACCCGUCCUCCUCGGACUCAUCCUCCACCUCUUCCUCCUCGACAGCCUCAUCCUCAUCCUUCAGCAGGGCGGAGGAUAGGGACAACAGCACACGCGGGCGCCUCAGGGAGGGCCAGCAACAGGCACGCAACAGAGACAACGGCAACAGACGGGAGAAACACAACAGGGAUGGUGAGAAGUAUGCUAACAGAGUCCGCAGCCGUCUUGGCAGAGUCAAGAACAACUAUAAGAAGUUCAACGGCAAGUACAAGAAGGAGAACUACAGACAGAUGGACAAAUACAACGCACAGAGGCGCCAGUGGACUCGGGGCAACAACGAAGCAACCCACAAAGCCACCAACACAGUCUGGGGUCCAAAUGAGUGCACCCAGGAGGCCCUGGAAGCUAUGGGGAACAGGAUGCUGGACUGGUUCUCUGUCAUCAUGGCCGACACCCGCUCCAGAGCCAACGCUGUCACUAAAGCUCCGUCCUGGUGCAAGCCCGAGGUGUCCUGGAUGCUGGGACACCUGGACAACGACGGGGACGGUCGUCUGAGUGUGAAGGAACUCUACCAGCUGGAGCAUGACGACCACGAACGGUGCAUCAAACCUUUUAUUGACCGCUGCGACCUGGAUAGGGACAUCUUCCUGUCGGCCCGGGAAUGGUGUAAAUGUUUCGACAAGUCCGAGCGGCCGUGCGCGGCGCUCCGCAAAGCCAGCAAGGGUCUUCUGGGAGGAUACAUCCCUGAGUGUGACAGCGAGGGGUACUACCAGGGUACCCAGUGCCAUGCCGGGGCAGGGGUAUGUUGGUGCGUGGAUCGUCACGGCGUGGAGCUGCCCAAGACACGUACCCGGGGCACGCCUAACUGUGAGGCGGUGGUCAACAGCGAGGAGGUCAGUAACUACGUCGACGACGACGCCGAGGAUGGCGACGACGAGCUGGACGUCGUCGAGGGCAGCGCCGACAUGCCGCUGGACAUCUAAGACGUCGACGCCCACUUGCGUCAUCCAGCUUGAUUCACCACCACACCCUCGCUGCUGCCUGCCUCGCCACACCCACACACCCACACCUCAACCUGCCUCUCGGCUUAAACCCGCAACUGUUCAUCCAUUCGCGCUCCAUCGUUGAACGUUCAAAACACGUCAAGAUCAAUUUCUUUUGAGUUCAGCAGUUGGUGUGGCUUAUAGAGACUAAGAGGGUGGUGUGGCUCCCAGCAGGCACCCUCUGUACUGUGGCUAUGUGCAUGCGUUAAACAUACCCCACCAGCCACACCCUCAACAGGUGGCUGGUGGAAGGUAAACGGGUGUUCCCAGACCACACCAGCCACACCCUCAACAGGUGGCUGGUGGAAGGUAAACGGGUGUUCCCAGACCACACCAGCCACACCCUCAACAGGUGGCUGGUGGAAGGUAAACGGGUGUUCCCAGACCACACCAGCCACACCCUAUCACGUGGCCGGGGGCAUGAAGGACCAUACCAUGUGGGUGUUGGCUUUUUUAAUUUCAGACACAAAUAUAAAUUUAUUAUUAAAAACAUCAGAAAAUCACAGGACAGUUUGAUCAUAUGUUCAUGCAUUCUUCCUAAGCUUGGAGUAGCUGGGUAAAUAACUUUUUGAUCUCAUUACCAUAAUCUGAAAGAAUAAUAUAUAUAUAUAUAUAUAUAUAUAUAUAUAUAUAUAUAUAUAUAUAUAUAUAUAUAUAUAUAUAUAUAUAUAUAUAUAUAUAGGUAUGUAUGAAUUCACGACUAAGGAACUGUUCUCUAUGUACUUUGUCAGCGGCAGAACAAAGUUCCAUUUGCAAAAAAACACAAAAAAAGAGUUGUUAGGUUAGGGUACCGACACUAUAGUUCCACACACACUAAUGGUCUGAACGUUUGUACUUUUGGUAGAAGUUUGACGUAAAUAGACAUUUCCUCAAUUUAAUGCUUGGGAGGCCUUGUAUGUGGUUAACGUCUCCAUCUCUGUACAUAGGUUACAUAAUAACAUUAAACCCCAUAUUUAUUAUAGGUUUAGGUUCGUUAGAGUGCAUGGCCUGUAAGGAUCUGAGCCCAUACUCAAGGAGGGGUGGGGGGGGGGGCAGAGUGCCCUGGUGAGUGGCACCUUGGUGUGGCACCCUGGUAUGGCACCCUGGUGUGGCAUUUCCUUGCCUUGUACAGCUUUCUAUACCCCGGGUGAAGGGUGGGUGCAUGGCUAUUCCUUCCCCCAGGAAAGGGGACAGGACCCGAGGGGCCCUACCCCAGUUUCCCCUCCCUGGGUAUGUUCUCAGGUCUGUGUGUGUGCUCUUGCCCUCCUUCGUGGACGCUAGGUCGAGGUCCCAGCCCAGUCGCCAACACCAGAAUUUACCAAGCAUUUACGUGUUCGUUUACGAAACCCAUACAUCAUUCAAUCAUGGCGGCUGCUGUUACAUUUAUUAAGCCGUUUAUGAGUUAAGCAGUA